UGUUAACAAAUAAUAACAACAAAAUAAUAACUGUGCGGUUUUAACAAUACAAAAAAUAUGAAGUUCUCGUAUAAGUUUUCCAAUCUGUUGGGUACCAUCUACAGAAAGGGCAACAUUGUCUUUACGCCCGAUGGAAAUUCCAUAAUAACACCUGUGGGCAAUCGCUUGACUUUGUUUGAUUUAAAAAAUAACAAGGCUCGAACUUUGUCCUUGGAGUCCUGCUAUAACUACCGAACUAUUGCACUUUCGCCGGAUGGCAGUCUGCUGCUGGCUGUCAACGAAGAUCAUGAGGCCCAGCUUAUUAGCUUGGUCUCUUGUACGGUCAUUCAUCAGCAUAAGUUUCAACAUGAUGUGCGAUGUGUGGUCUUCAGUCCCAGUGGUGAACACUUUGCUGUGGCCAUGCAGAAUCUGGUGUUCAUUUUCAAAUCACCAGGUGAAAUAACGGGCGAGUAUAAUCCCUUUGUCUUGGAACGCCAUUUUCUGGGAGGCUUUGAUGAUGUCACCUAUCUAGAUUGGUCCUCUGACUCCAGAUUCUUGUUGGUUGGUUGUCGUGAUAAUUCCACCAAGGUCAUUGCCAUACAUUUCAUGAAGCACUUUCGCACCUUUGUUCUGGGUGGACACACCGACUCCAUAGUGGCUUGUUUUUUCGAAAAUAACAGCCUAGAUGCAAACACUUUGGCCCGAAAUGGUCAAUUAUGCUUGUGGGAAUGCAGUCGUGAGCUUUCUUCCAUAGAGAAAGUAGAGGAACAUGAACGUGCAGAAUAUAUGAAUUAUUUGACAAACAAAAGAUUGAAGGCGGCCAAGAAGGUUGCUGAUGACUCUGAAGAGGAGGAUGAUGAUGUGGAAAAUACUUUGGAAAAACGUAAUCCCACUGCUGAGGAACUUUUGCAGGCUGGCAAAAUUGUGGAUGUCAAUGAGAUUGAGGAUGAGGAUGUUAAAAGAGGCCAUCCCUUUUAUUACAAAAAAUUGGGACGCUACUAUCUGGCGGAUGAGCCGCGCAAAGAGAAACGCGAUGCCAUGCUAACGGCGGCCCACUAUAAUCGUAAAACCAAGAUUAUGGUGGUAGGUUUCAGCACAGGAGCCUUUUAUCUAUACGAGCUGCCCGAAGUCAAUAUGAUACAUUCCCUCAGCAUUUCAGACUAUGCCAUUUCUACGGCUCUAUUCAAUAGUACAGGAGAUUGGGUGGCCUUGGCUUCCCGAGAACUGGGACAAUUGCUAGUCUGGGAAUGGCAGUCCGAACAGUAUAUAAUGAAACAACAGGGCCAUAGCAGCGAAAUGACUUGCAUGAGCUAUUCCUCAGAUGGCCAGUACAUAGCCACGGGUGGCGAAGAUUCCAAAGUGAAAUUUUGGAACACCCAAAGUGGGUUUUGUUUUGUAACAUUCAGUGAGCAUACAAGUGGGGUAACUGAUCUACAGUUUAGCCGUGGCAAAAAGUUUUUGGUAAGCAGUUCUUUGGAUGGAACUGUAAGGGCUUUUGAUAUUAACAGAUAUCGCAAUUUCCGCACGUUUACUUCGCCACGGCUAGUGCAAUUUUCCUCUGUGGCCUUGGAUUAUUCGGACGAAUUGGUAGCUGCCGGUGGUCAAGAUGUUUUUGAAAUUUAUUUGUGGUCCAUUAAAAUGGGUACAUUGCUUGAGGUUAUCAGCGGCCAUGAGGGUCCUGUAUGUUCCAUGGCCUUUUCUCCUGUACCCACUUCAUCGGCUUUGAUUUCGGGUUCCUGGGAUAAGACUAUUAAAAUUUGGAAUUGUCUUGAAAGCAAAUCAGAGCAUGAAACCAUCGAUUUGCUCUCGGAUGUGACCUCAGUGGCGUUUAGUCCCAAUGGAGAAAAUGUGGCAGUUUCCACUUUGAAUGGCAAUAUUUUGGUGUUUGAUGUUAAAACAGCUGCACAGUUGAGUACCAUAGAGGGCAUAAAUGAUUUGGAUAGUGGUCGCUUGGAAACUGAUGUUGUUACAGCCAAAUCCAAUAAAAAGGGAAAGUAUUUUUCUUCCAUAGAAUAUUCAGUAGAUGGUGAAUGCAUAUUGGCCGCAGGCAAUUCUAAUGUUAUAUGCAUUUAUCAUGUCAAUGAGGCUUUGCUGUUGAAGAAAUUCGAAAUUACACAAAAUAAAAGUUUUGAUGGUUUAAAUGAGUACAUUAAUCGCCGUAAUUUAACCGAAUUCGGAAAUAUGGCCUUGAUCGAGCAAAGAGAAGAAACUGAGGGUGGUAAUGUUGCCAUACGACUACCAGGUGUCCAAAAAGGAGAUAUGGCUGCGCGAAACUUUAAACCUGAAAUGAAAGUAUUUUCGGUGAAAUUUUCACCAACCGGCCAAUCAUUUGCUGCAGCAUGUACAGAGGGUCUUUGUAUAUACAGUUUAGAUAAAGGUGUGGUUUUUGAUCCUUUGGAUUUAUCUUUGGAGGUAACCCCCAAAGCCAUAAAAGAAGCCAUCAAACAUAGCGACUAUUCCCAAGCUUUAAUAAUGGCUCUAAAAUUAAAUGAGAAUAAUAUAAUAAGUUUAGCUUUGGAAAGCAUACCUCAUCAGGAUAUUCAAUUAAUUUGUUCCACCUUACCUGAUAAUUUGGCCCAUCGUUUGCUUCAGGUGAUAGCCCGCCUCUUACAAACUUCGCCCCACAUAGAAUUCUAUUUGAAAUGGUCUUGCAGUUUACUUAUGACACAUGGCAACAAGGAUGGAGUUUUUCAACAUGCCUCACUGCUGGCUCUUCACGAAUCCAUUUCAAGAAAAUAUGAAACUUUGAAUAGAAUUUGUGAUUUUAACAAAUACACCAUGCGUGUGUUGGUCAAGACAGCCAAAGAGCAGUACGCCAAAAAACCCGCCAUGAAUGAAAAUGCUGAAAAUUCCUCCGCUGAUGAGAAUGAGAUGGACGCAGAUGAUGACGAUGAGGGUAUGAUUUUAAUAAAAUCUAAAACCUCCAAUGAUUUUAAUGAAACUGAAAGUGACGAAGAUGAUUUGGACACCGAAGAGGAGGAUGAGGAUGAUGUUUAGCUAGCUUAUUCCAAAACUAAUUUUUAGACUAAGUCUUAGGCAUAAAAAUAAAACCCAUGCGAAAUUGUGAUUUUUAAAAUCUUGAUUUAUUUCGUGUUACUUGUU
This is a messenger RNA of Stomoxys calcitrans (stable fly), 3081 nucleotides long. RefSeq names its product periodic tryptophan protein 2 homolog. Gene Ontology annotation, molecular function: protein binding. The transcript has 10 exons. Gene Ontology annotation, cellular component: small-subunit processome; Pwp2p-containing subcomplex of 90S preribosome. Gene Ontology annotation, biological process: ribosomal small subunit assembly; maturation of SSU-rRNA from tricistronic rRNA transcript (SSU-rRNA, 5.8S rRNA, LSU-rRNA). The record is from RefSeq and is a predicted model, not a curated record. The coding region runs from base 58 to 2976 and encodes 972 amino acids. NCBI's taxonomy places the organism in Eukaryota, Metazoa, Arthropoda, Insecta, Diptera, Muscidae.